This is a messenger RNA of Astyanax mexicanus (Mexican tetra), 1036 nucleotides long. RefSeq names its product protein B4. Gene Ontology annotation, biological process: nucleosome assembly. Gene Ontology annotation, cellular component: nucleosome. The record is from RefSeq and is a predicted model, not a curated record. Bases 77 to 946 code for a protein of 289 amino acids. The transcript is spliced from 5 exons. Gene Ontology annotation, molecular function: structural constituent of chromatin; DNA binding. Lineage: Eukaryota; Metazoa; Chordata; Actinopteri; Characiformes; Acestrorhamphidae.
GAGUUUAGAACUCUCUGAAGUGUUUUAUUUGUUUUCCAGUUGCUAAAGUUUUAAAUCUUAAAGCAUUUUAAGAAAAAUGGCUCCUAAGAAAGCAGCUGAGACCAAGAUCCUCUCUCCUAAAGCUCAGAGUCCUGAGAGGAACCAGGCUGAGGAACCGGAAGCAGAAGUUUCUUCAGAGCCGACCAAAGCUGCCGCCCCCAAAAAAGUCCCGACUCAUCCCUCCACCAUGGACAUGCUGAAGGAAGCCCUGAUGGAGCUGGACUCCAGGAAGGGCGUCUCUGCUCAGGCCAUCCGAACCUUCAUCAAGGAAAAGCACCCGACUGUGGACGAGACCAGGCUGAAGUUGAUGGUUCGUAAAGCUCUGGCUAAAGGCCUGGAGUCUGGAGCUUUGGUACGACCGGCGAAAUCAACUUCCACUGGAGCUCAAGGCCGAUUCCGGCUUGCAGUAAGGAAGCCCAAAGAUGCUAAACCACCCAAGACCAAGGAGGCUAAAGAGAACGCUAACCCUAAUGUUGGAAAAGGCAAAGCUAAAGAUGGAGGUGCUGAGAAGGGAAAGUCUACAAAGAAGGCCAAGUCUGCUGCUGAGGGGGAGAAACCCAAGAAGACUAAGAAAGACGCCUCAGCUUCAAAAGUAGCUCCAGCUAAGAAGCCCAAGGCCAAACAGAACAGCAGCAGCGCUGCUGCCGGUGAGGAGCCCAAACCCAAAGCCCAGAAACCCUCAAAAACCACCAAGAGCGAGGAGGCGGAGUCUGAUAAACCCACGCAGAAGAAGGGAGGGAAGAAAGGAGCUCAGAAAGCAGAGGAAGGAGCGACGGAGGAAACCGAGGCGGCGGUGGCCGGGAAGAAAGGGAAGAAGGCGGGUCAGAAAGCGAGUGAUGGAGGAGAGGAAGGAAAAGAAGGUCAGAAAGCCACUGGGAGAAAAGGAAGGAAAGCAGCUGAGAAAUGAGACGAGUGACUGAUGGUUUUAACUUUUCUUUCUUCUUUUUUGCACUUUACUGUAUAAUUUAAUCUCAAAUAAAAGCUUUUUGUACUUAAA